Leucoraja erinaceus (little skate) is the source of this 7385-nucleotide messenger RNA. Its product is annotated as tumor necrosis factor ligand superfamily member 6-like. Gene Ontology annotation, biological process: apoptotic process; positive regulation of canonical NF-kappaB signal transduction; extrinsic apoptotic signaling pathway via death domain receptors. Lineage: Eukaryota; Metazoa; Chordata; Chondrichthyes; Rajiformes; Rajidae. Gene Ontology annotation, molecular function: tumor necrosis factor receptor binding. The record is from RefSeq and is a predicted model, not a curated record. Gene Ontology annotation, cellular component: membrane.
CCUAUCUCCUUCGUUCCAUAGAUGCUGCUGCACCCGCUGAGUUUCUCCAACUUUUUUGUGUACCUUCGAUUUUCCAGCAUCUGCAGUUCCUUCUUAAAAACUAAUUACUAGACCUAUGUGAUCUCCACGUUGCCAAACACUUUAACUCCCCCUCCCAUUCCCACACUGACCUUUCUGUCCUGGGCCGCCUCCACUGUCAGAGUGAGGCCCAAUGCAAAUUGGAGGAACAGCAUCUCAUAUUUUGCUUGGGCAGCUUACAGCCCAGCGGUAAACAGUAAAAGGCCUGUUCCUCUUGCCAAUUAUUUGAACAUUUCAAAAUCCAGCGACGACAAAAAAAAUUGUUGCGACACCUGAGGAAACAUUGCGCGUCAAUACGUCAUCAUGCCGUGUCACGCCGCAUCACGUUGCGGCGUUUUCAGUGACCUGAUACGUCAGUUCCAUGAUGCCAGCAGUCGCCGAAUAAAUCACCCAGUGGGACAGGCCCUUUACUACUGAUAUCUCUAACUUCACGUAACCCUUGCUUUCCCUCUCUCUCGAUCCCUCCCCCACACUAGUCAUUGUGGUCGCUUCAUAAUCUUGAAACUUGUCUGUAACUUGUAAAUCUCUGAUUGUUCUGAACCUUUGCACACCCCUAGUUUCCCUCCCUCCCCCCUUGACUCUCAGCCUGAAGAAAGGUCUCGACCCGAAACGUCACCUAUUCUUUUUCUCCAGAGAUGCUGCCUGACCCGCAGUUACUCUUUUUGUGUCUAACUCAUUACUUAAACUAGUGUAUGGUGCUAGUGUGCGGGUUGGCAUGGACUUAGUGGGCCGAAGGGCCUGUUUCUGUGUUGUAUCUCUAAAGUCUAAAGCUUCUUCUGAAUGGUCCUUCCAUAAGCUAGGGUACUGUUCGAUUCACCUCUACCCCAUUGUGGACAUUGAACUUUGUCUAUGGAACUGAUGCGCUACAAUGCUGGGAACUAUAUUCUGCACUCUGUAUCUUCCUCUUUGCUCUGCCCACUGUACUUCAGUUUGACGAUUGUAUUUAUAUGUGUUAUUAUCAGAUUUAAUUAGAUAGCUUGCAAAACUGUACCUCGGUACAUGUGACAAUAAAAAAAACAAAAAUUGAUUCAGGGUUGUGCAACUAAUAGCAUUGCAGUCUCACAGCACCAGAGACAUGGGUUUGAUCCUGACCUCGGGUGCUGUCUGUGCGGAGUUUGCACAUUCUCCCUAUGACCGCGUGAGUUUCUUUCCACGUUCUGGGGACGUGUGGGUUUGUUGGUUAAUCGGCCCUCUGUAAACUGCCCCCUAGUGUGCAGGGAGUGGAUGAGAAAGUGGGAUAACAUAGAACUAGUGUGAAUAGGACUGUUAUUUGCUGAGAGAAUGGAGCGGCUGGGCUUGUACACUCUAGAGUUUAGACGGAUGAGAGGGAUUCUUAUUGAAACGUAUAAGAUUGUUAAGGGUUUGGACACGCUAGAGGCAGGAAACAUGUUCCCGAUGUUGGGGGAGUCCAGAACCAGGGGCCACAGUUUAAGAAUAAGGGGUAAGCCAUUUAGAACGGAGACGAGGAAACACAUUUUCUCACAGAGAGUUGUGAUUCUGUGGAAUUCUCUGACUCAGAGGGCAGUGGAGGCCGGUUCUCUGGAUACUUUCAAGAGAGAGCUAGAUAGGGCUCUUAAAGAUAGCGGAGUCAGGGGAUAUAGGGAGAAGGCAGGAACGGGGUACUGAUUGGGGAUGAUCAGCCAUGAUCACAUUGAAUGGCAGUGCUGGCUCGAAGGGCUGAAUGGCCUACUCCUGCACCUACUGUCUAUUGUCUAUUGUCUAUUGAAUGGGUGAUCAAUGGUUGGUGUGGACUCAGUGGGCCAAAGGGUCUGUUUCUAUGUUAUAUUGCUAAACUAAUUGCUAAACUAAUCAAAACCCUCCUCUUCUGCUUAGUUCUUUAAUCUCUGGUUACUGACGUCUGCCUUUGGAAGGAGUUUAAUCUAUAUAUUCUCUGAAUAUCCCUUAUCAUCUUCAGUAUAUGUCAAAAGCUACCCGUCCUGCCUGCCUCAGUCUCCACAUAGGUGCUUUCAUUUAGUUUAGAGGUAAUUUAGUUUAGUUUAGUUUAGUUUAGAGAUACAGCAUGGAAACAAGCUGUUUAGCCAACCGAGUCUGUGCCGACCAGCGAUCACUAGGUCCAUCCGACACACUAGGGAAAAUUUACAGUGGGCCAAUUAACCUACAAACCUGCACGUCUUUAGAGUGUGGGAGGAAACCGGAGCACCCGGAGAAAACCCAUGCGGUCAACGUACAAACUCUAUACAGUCAGCACCCGUAGUCAGGAUCAAACAUGGGUUUCUGCCGCUGUAAGGCCAGAGUAGGUUAAUUGUCCCUCUGUAAAGUGCGUAGGGAGUGGCUGAGAAAGUGGCAUAACGUAGAACUAGCGUGAAUGGCUGAUCGAUGAUCGACGUGUUCUCGGUGGGCCUAUUUCUGCUCUGUACCUCUAAACUAAAAAGCCCCUGCACAUUGUAAGUUUUGCAGGCAGGAAAUGCUGCAUAUUAGCGUCUUAAUUAAACACCACGAAAGGUGACAGGAAGCAACAAAAAGAGCCUCUCCCACAUACCGAGCUGAGCAAAUUGUUUCUUUUGUGGUGAGAGGGGCUUAGAGUCAAGCUGGAAAUUCUGAUGGAUUCAGUGCAAGUUUGACUGGGUUAUUAUACAAAAAGGUUCUCAGGGUACAGGUGGAAUGUUUAGUCUUUCACCAUGACCGUGACUGGUUGGAAAGUCACUUUGCAGUUUUCCACUUGGUUUAGGAGGUGGAUGACCAAGUGUGGGUCUACCUAACGACCGGGCUUCACAUAUAUAAGAAACUCCCAUGUUGAGUGUCACAGCAGUAGGACGCAUGAGGGACUGAAGGUUGGCGAGUUACCCUGCAGUGAACUCAAGCAAGAAUACUGCGUUAAGGGGGCCAGCUACUGAAGGCCGCUGAGAAGCACUUUGGAUCAGAAGCUGAUCAUGGAAGAUCGUUAUCGGCGAGCACAGAUUUACACUGUGGAUGGCAAUCCCAAUCUCUCUCGGUAUCCCAAUGCGUCUACGCCCCCAGUUUUGCCACCAAGGCAGAAGCAAUCUAAGAAGGACUGGCAGAAAGUAUGUACGGUUGCAAUACUGAUCCUAUCGUUAAUAAUACUGGCGUGUCUGGCACUGGGCACCACAUACUUAAUUCAACUCAAGAUGCAAUUCGAGAAAAUCAAACAGGUUCAGAAAGAGGAAAGUUCACCGGCAAAGAUGGUUGGGGGUCCGAAGGUUACAGAGUUCCCAACAUUUGCUGCACAUCUCACAGGAAUGCAUUUCAUUAAGAAUUCAAAGACACUGCUGUGGGAUGCCACGAUGGCCAAUGCCUUCACAAGUGGAAUCCGUUACAAAGAAGGCGCUUUGAUCAUCGACGAUCCUGGCUACUUUGCAAUCUACUCAAAAAUCUACUUCCGAGGGCCUGGAUGCAAAUCGCACACUCUGCUGCAACAGACGGUCUUCAAACGAAACAAACUCUUUCCCGCUGAUUUCACUCUCAUGAUCGCCAGAAGCAACUUGUAUUGCCCCGAGAAGCAGGAGUUCUGGUCAAGGAACAGUUUUCAAACAGGAAUAUUUAAAUUACAGAAAGGAGAUCACAUAUAUGUGAAUGUGUCAAAUCCAAUGUUAGUUAAUUUUGAUCAAUUUUACACUUUUUUUGGACUACAUAAGCUUUAGUUUAGGCCAGUCAUAUUAAAUUCUAUCUACGUCUAUGGAUCAUAGGCCUAUUUAAACUUUUAAGUUAUUUUUUUUGCGUAUGAUAUGCACAGUGUAACCCAUGUGUCUUAAUCAGGCAUUGAAUGAAACCCAAUUGAAUAUGUAUAUAUAUAUUUGAAAUAUAUAGCGAAAAAAAAUACACAUACACGCGCACACACACUUUUAUUGGACUACAUAAGCUUUAUUUUAUACCAGUCAUUUUAAUUCUAUCUAUUCCUUUGGAUCAUAGGCCUAUUUACCUGAGUAAGCUAUCAAGUUUUAUUUUAUGAUAUUUUAGGAAUUCGGAUAUCCCGGAUCUUGUGGGUCAUGUGGAGAACAUACACACUCCAUACAGACAGCACCCGUAUAUAUAUAUAUAAUGUAACCUUAUUAGCCAAUUCUAUUGAAAAAAAAUGCAUGCAAUGAGGGUGAAAGUGAUGUUCGCAGAUAAUAUUUGCAGUUAUUUGACAGCAUUGAUGUAUAAUCAUAAUUAGAUAUAACGAAAUGUGGUUUUCAAUAGGCAUGGAUAUGCAGGGAAUGGAGGGAUAUGGAUCACGUGCAAGCAGAUAGUAUUAGUUUAUCUUUGCAUUAUGUUCAGCAUAGACAUUAUGGGCUGAAGGGCCUGUUCCUGGACUGUACUGUUCGAUGUUCUAUGUUCCAUAAAUAAUUUCAUGGAUUGUAAUUUUUAUUUUUUAUGUUAUAUUUUUAACAGUAAUGAUUUGAGAAUAUGACCACUUGCUAGAUACUGCUGAAAAGUAUCUCAUGCAUAAAUAUAUAUCGAUAUCAAGAAGCUUUGCACAGUUUAAUGUCCUUGGCAGCAAGAAUGUAAAGAAGGUUUUGGGAACUAUGUUUGUAAUGGUUACGGAUGGAGAAUAAAAUAUAAAAGCAGAAGGGUGCAAUGAUGUCUAAAUAGUUUUCUUUGUACGUUGGAGUCUUGGGCAAUCAGUGAAAGUUCAAUUAGGUCACCGAGUUCUUAAUCCAAACACUUCAUGGUGGCGCAGCGGUAGAGUUGCUGCCUUGCAGCACCAGAGACCCCAGGUUCCAUCCUGACUACGGAUGCUGUCUGUACGGAGUUUGUACGUUUUCCCGCUAACCUGCAAGGGUUUUCUCUGAGAUCUUCGGUUUCCUCUCACACUCCAAGGAUGUACAGGUUUGUGGGUUAAUUGGCUUGGUAUAAAUGUAAAUUGUCCCUAGUGUGUGUAGGAUAGUUUUAAUGUGCGGGGAUCGCUGGUAGGCGUGGAUGGGUGGGCCGAAGGGCCUGUUUCUGCACUGUAACUCUAAGCUAAUCGGAACUUGAACUUCCUUGGAGUCAAUAUUACCAAGGAUCUGUCAUGGACUCUCCACAUUGAAGAGGCAGCCAUGAAGGCACAGCAAUCCCCUUAUUUCCCUUGGAGAUUCAGCAUGUCUCUGACAAACUUCUACAGAUGCGGCAUAGAAAGGAACCUACUGGGAUACAUCACAGCUCGGUUUGGGAACAGCUCUGCCCAAGACCGCAAGAAAUUGCAGAGGGUUGUAGAUAUAGCCCAGUCCAUCACGCAGAUCAGACUCCCCACCAUUGACUCCAUCUACACUUCACACUGCCUUGGAAAAGCAGCCAACAUAACCAAAGACUUGUCCCACCCUGGUUAUUCCUUCUUCUCCCUGCUCCUUUCUGGCAGGGUAGAGAAGCUUGAAAGUCCGCACCACCAGACUCAGGAACAGCUACUCCCCCCUCUGUUAUUAGGCUUCUGAACAAUCCUUCUAUAAGCUAGGGCACUGUCCGAUUCACCUCUACUCCAAUGCAGACAUUGGACUUUGUCUCUGGAACUGGGGCACUACAAUGCUGAGAAAUAUAUUCUGCACUCUGUAUCUUCCCCUUUGCUCCACCUAAUGAACAAAAACUUGACUUGAUUGUAUUUAUGUUGUAUAUCUGAUCACAUUGGAUAGCAUGCAAAGCAAAGCUUUUCACUGUACCUUACUACACGUGACAAUGUUACUUAAACCUGAACCUAAACUAUGUUGCAAAUCAAUGUGAUGGGUUAAACGUGGGCAUAGAUACCUGUCCCACCCUUCCUCACCUGAUCAUAAGGUCAUAUGGUAGAAUUAGGCCUUUCGGCCCAUCAAGUCUACUCCGCCAUUCAAUCAUGGCUGAUCUAUCUCUCCCUCCUAACCCCAUUCUCCUGUCUUCUCCCCAAAAACGCUGACACCCGUACUAAUCAAGAAUCUAUGUAAUUCUGCCUUAAAAAUAUCCAUUGACUUGCCCUCCACUGCCUUCUGUGGCAAAGAAUUCCACUGAUUCAACCCCCUAUGACUAAGGAAAUUUCAUCUCAUCUCCUUUCUAAAAGAACGCCCUUUAAUUCUGAGGAUGUGAUUGCUGGUCCUAGACUCUCCCACUAGUGGAAACAUCAUCCCCACAUCCACUCUAUCCAAGCCUUUCACUAUUCUGUACGUUUUGAUGAGGUCCCCCCUCAUUCUUCUAAACUCCAGCGAGUACAGGCCCAGUGCAGACAAACGCUCAUCAUAUGUUAACGUACUCAUUCCUGGGAUCAUUCUCGUAAACCUCCUCUGAUGGGUUGCAGCAUGUUGAAGCGCCUUUGGGAGAACUGAAGGUACUCAAUACCCACUGGAAAGGGGAUAACAAAUGGUGGAUUGUGGUAUGAGGGACCUAUGCCACUUUGAGGUAACUGUUCCACAUACAGCUGACAUCUUAAAGGGGAAGUGCGUCGUGCCUCGGCAGUUUGCGGUUGCACGGAACUCAUUCCGACUGGGAAUAAGGUGCGAGGGUUUAAAGGGGAUGUGAGGGGUAAGAUUUUGUACACAGAGGGUGGUGAGUGCCUGGAACGUGCUGCCAGGGGUGGUGGUGGAGGCAGAUACAAUAGUGGUGUUUAAGGGGCUUUUAGAUCGGCACUUGGAUUUGCAGGGAAUACAGAGAUAUGGAUCAUGUGUAGGCAGAGGAGAUUAGUUUAACUUCGCAUCGUGUUCGGCAUGGACAUUGUGGGCUGAAGGGCCUGUUCCUGUGCUGUGCUGUUCUUUGUUCUAUAUUCUUCAACCUAAUGUUGUCUAUGGGGGUAUGCUGAGGAUAUCUCACCUGUUCAGAAAACUCUUGGAUGGCUGAGAAGGGUCUCGUCCUGAAACGUCACCUAUUCCUUCUCUCCAGGGAUGCUGCCUGUCCCUGGUGUUACUCCAGCAUUAUGUGUCUAUCUUAGGUGUGGGGCCGAAAGCUUUCUGGCCUUGGAGGCUGUAGAGGCUAACAAUUAGAGUAACCAAAUGGGCUGGAGAGGAAGCGAAAAUUCCCCACUUAAUCCUUGGAGUUCACUACAUCUGACAGUUACAAAGAUUCACUUUGUUGAUUAUAUUCAUAAGGUCAUAAGGUCAUAAGUGAUAGGAGCAAAAUUAGGCCAAGUCUACUCCGCCAUUCAAUCAUGGCUGAUCUAUCUUUCCCUCUGAACCCUAUUCACUUGCCUUCUCCCCAUAACCCUUGACACCCGUGCUAAUCAAUAAUUCUUGUAGAAAGAUCUUUUGAUUUAAAGGCAUCAGGAGAUUUGGGGACUGGUGUUCGCAGUGGAAGAUUGGUGGUAUUGCUGGUUGUGACUCUUCUUCAGACCGGAAGAAGUCUGGAGUCUUAAGAAGGGGCCCGACUCGAAACGUCAACCGUCCUUUUUCUCCAGAGAUGCUGGCUGACCCACUGAG